CCGCCGCCCGCUCAGGUAGUCACUUUGUUCUGUCGGUCCAAGUAGACCUGUUGUUCUGUAGACUGAUCUGACAUUUCUGUAAGUGGACGGGAGUGAGUGAUGAAGUGUUUGUGGAUAAUCCUAGGCCUGGUCCUGGUGGCACUCCUGAGCCUGCCCGCGCCCUCUGACGCUAAGAAGAAAAGAAAAUUCGAGGGCGACUUUGAAUUUGCUGAUGAGGACGAAUCCCGAGUUCUGAGCGGAAAGACGGGAGAGAAGAAACGAUGGAUUCAUGACCCCAGCAGCGACCUCUGCCAUCCGCUGAACUGCAAGAAGAAGGAGCUGUGCCUACUGGAAGAUGCCUUCACGGCGGUCUGUGUUAGCAAGAAGGAGCUGCACAAGAGCGGUGACAUCGUCAUCCCCAAGUCCAAGCUCCAGGAGGAGGCCAAACAAGAGCCUGAUGACGUCUUCUACGACAGUGAAGACGAUUCUGAUGACGAGGAGGCUGACUCUAACCAAGACAUUGCCACACUAGAGUGUUACCCCUGUCCCAUUGUGAAGCCCACGUUUCUCUGCGGCACGGACAACCGCACAUACAGCUCUCUCUGUCGACUAGACUACCACAACUGCCUUCACCAUACCAACAUCAGGGUUUUGUGUAAGGGCUUCUGUCCAUGCAAAGAUGGAGAUCUCCACAUGAGAAAGAAGCAGAAGCAAGCAGAGCUGAUGUCCAACUUCAUGACUAAGUACAAGAACACAGUAGGAACAGCCACAGCAAACAGCGACAAGCCGAAGUCUGACAAGCAGCAGUCGGUAGCUGACAAGUACACUUUCACCCCUCAAGACUUCAAGUACGAGAACAAGCACUACAAGUACAUCAAGUACACUAAACAUGAUAACAAGAUUUCCAAGGACGUGUACAGUGUGACCAACCCUCCCUACUAUGAGGACAAGGAGCGACAGAGAGGUGACAAUGAAGUGUUCGACACGAAGCCCACCUCUGCAGCUGGAGCUGGUGCCUGGAGCAAGGACUGCAGCCCUGCCGCACUUCAGGCCAUGGGUGAUCGACUGCUUGACUGGUUCAGUGUCAUCAUGGCCGACGCCAAGCGGCGGCGCACUCACAACAAGGGCAAAGGACGCUUCCCAGUGGGCUGCAAGGGUGAAGUGCGCUGGAUGUUCCAGCACCUGGACAUCGACUCAGACUCCCAGCUGUCCCUACAGGAGCUGUAUGACCUUGAGCAUGACCAGAAUGAACACUGCAUCAAACCCUUCUUGGAUGCUUGUGACACCGACAGGGACAUUUUCGUGAGUCCCCACGAGUGGUGCAAGUGUUUUGACAAGACAGACAGACCUUGUGCAGCUGUCAAGAGGAGAAUUACAUCGAAUAUUGGAGUGUAUGUGCCCGAGUGUGACGGGGAGGGUUACUACCAAGCCACACAGUGUCACUCCUCAGUAGGCAUGUGCUGGUGUGUGGACAAGCAUGGAGUUGAGUUACCAAACUCCAGAACUAGAGGAAAACCCAACUGUGAGGCUUUGAUUGGUAAGAGCAAGCCAGCAGCUAAGCUGCCGCCAGUCGAUGAUCUGAACAAUGACAACGAUGACGAUGAUGAUGACUCAGAUCAAGAUUUAGAAGGGAGUGCGGACCAGCCUCUAGACUUCUAGACAAGCGACCACGAUGCCAUCAGGUUCCCGCCUGGGACCAGAUGGCUGUAGGAGGGGCACGCCUAAACGCACCUCAACAACAUUCAAUUCCAAUUGUUAUGUUAAAAUCUGUGUGUGCAAUACAAUGUGUACGUCACGUCAACCCUCAAUACAACGUGUACGUCAUGACAACCCUCAAUACUGCACGACGUAACAGUUGGAAUUAGACUGAUACGUGGCGCUUACUGUAGAAACUCAACUCACCAUGUUCUAAACUCCCCUCCCCCUCUUCACUUGUAACAGAUUUUUAAAAUCAUUUAGAUCUAAUGAAACUAAAAAAAUGUUUUGCACUUGAAAUAAAUUGGUAUUCAAGUAUUUAAUGUUGUUGAUAGGCUGAGGAUUCACUUGUUUUUACAUUAUAGGCUAUGUACUUAUUAUUUUUUAUAAGCUUUACUUAAAUUAAGUAGAUUAAUUGUUGUUUUGUUAUUGGUGUUUUGUGUUUCAUAGUUGUUCCAUUAAGUGGAUAUUCUAUCUGUCCAUCACAGAAAUGGCUAAAAUGUAUUAUUCCAUGAGAACGUAUUAUUGGUGUCCUCUCGACGAUUGGAAAAUUUUACUUUCAACGGAAGAAGUUGUACAUUGAAUUUUUUUGUUUCUGAGAAAACAUUCCAAAUUACCUUAUUUAUGUAGAUAAUAAAACUAGCCGUCCGCUGUCUUUAUUUUAAUUUAUUAUUUUUUAAAGUUUUUGAAAACUAUUAUUUGAAUUUUAAUAUAUUUAAGUAAUUAGAUGUAAGUAGUAUAGUAGUUUAUGAAAAUCUUAUAUUUCUAUCCCAACAAUGUAUCAACCUGUUGCUACACUCAUUCACUUAUUAUUUAAAAGCACACAAAUGCGCUCUAUAUUAAAAUAUCAGUGUAAAUUGUUUUUGUAUUUCUUAACAUUUACCACUACACUACAUCCAAAUUGAAGUUCCGUUUUGUCACCAAGUUUUAGUGUGAUUACAAUAAAUACGCUAAAUUUAUGUUCAGUCAUUAUAGGGCUUAGCCCUUUACGAAAUGUAGUUGUUAGAGCCUAGUUCUCAUAGAAAUAUUAAAAAUAAUUUACAUUGAUAAUCUGUUUGCUUUUAUAAUUCAAUAGUUUAUUCACAAAAUUACUCUUAACAAUUUAGGGACCUACAGGUUUCACAUUUAAUGGAAUCCUAUAGUAAUAAGCCAUAAAUUACUAUAUUAAUUUUAGCUUAACUGUAAGUAUUGGCCAUAACAGCUCCGUACUCGUUAUUGUUAGAAGUUUAUAUUGUUAGACCUAAUUUUGUUUCCGUGUGAAAUGUGAUGUUUUCUGUAGAUUCCCCUUGGAGCAACUUUUGUAAAUAAAUACUUAGAAUUUGACAAUGGCUGCAUUUCUCAUCGCAAUUUAAGUUUUUACCAAUCAAUGCAAUUUUUUUGUAACUUGAUCGUUAAGUGCUUUUGGAUGUUGUAGUAGAUCCGUGCCCUAGUGCCGUGCGUAGUACAUGUCAUAAAUGUCUACUAAUUUCGUACAGUAUUAUUUUUUAAGGUAAAUUUUUGCACUGGAAUAACUCAUUAUCAACCUUAAAAUCGUAAAAAUGUUAAAUCUAAUUAAUAGUACCUCUUCAAAUCAUAGUGUUCCUCUCAAAAAGUAUGUUUGACGAUGGUAUCUAAAGCGUCAGAUUGAUCGAUCUUAUUUCAAAUUUGAACAUUUACUUCUAGAAACAUUUAAUAAACAUUUUUAAAUGGUUUGAAUGAAGGAAAAUGUACCGAACACUUGAAUUUUGUUAUUGAAAGCAGUAAAAUGGAUACAGUAUAUAAGAUAAGUGACCUUGUACAAGCGUACAAGGUUACCUGUACACUUGUUUUUCAGUGUUGUCAAUUUGUAAAUUAAGUUAUAGAUGCCAGUGCAAUACUACAUAGCAGCUCUCAUGUACUUUGUAUGAUGUAUUCUUUCAAUUAGUAUGAAUGAGAUUUGUGUAUUUGGAAAUAACAAAUAUAAAUUAAGUACACUA
Molecule: messenger RNA, 3629 nt
Organism: Homalodisca vitripennis (glassy-winged sharpshooter)
Lineage: Eukaryota; Metazoa; Arthropoda; Insecta; Hemiptera; Cicadellidae
Gene: Cow
Product: proteoglycan Cow
Exons: 11
Coding region: 100-1638 (512 amino acids)
Biological process (GO): establishment of protein localization to extracellular region
Molecular function (GO): calcium ion binding; protein binding
Source: RefSeq, a predicted model, not a curated record